AUGUCUUAUAAUAUCAUCCAGCACUUUCAUACAUCGCCCUCUUUAUACCAAGACGACGAGAAAAAGUCAAUCUUGUCUCAUCACUAUUCAUCGCAAAGAAACUAUCUGCCAGAACUACCUCCAACGCCAUCAUCGUCUACACUGUCAUUUCUAGUCAAUGACUCUGGAGAGUCAAUAGACAAUAGCACACUAGAAUCAAAUACCCAUUCACCUAGAUUACCGUACGCAACCCAUCCGCAGUAUGGCUCCGUGUUCUCGUCUUCAUCAUCUGACUUUAAUUACAUGCAGACUACAUCUACAACAACACCAUCUACAAUAAGCCCAAAUGAUGAUGAUGAGGGGCUUUACUUGCUCUGGACACAUCAAUUACUAAGGGAAAGAGGCUAUCACCCCUCAUCCUGUAGAAUGGAGGAUGGAGACCAAGAUGAUUGCGGCAGUAUGGACAGUAGUAUUACAGACCUUUCAACAGCUACUUACGAGCAGCAGCAAUCUCAGCGACAGAAAUCAACAAACCUACCCUCUUGGUUGUUAUCGUGGUUCCCAAUGUGCUAG
Molecule: messenger RNA, 552 nt
Organism: Mucor velutinosus
Lineage: Eukaryota; Fungi; Mucoromycota; Mucoromycetes; Mucorales; Mucoraceae
Gene: YEA4
Product: golgi uridine diphosphate-N- acetylglucosamine transporter
Exons: 4
Coding region: 1-552 (183 amino acids)
Source: RefSeq, a predicted model, not a curated record